AAGAAGUAGAAGAAGAGGCGGUCAGCUGAUCGGCCCCGCGGCGUCCAGACAACACCAUACUGACCAUAGGCACUGAGGCAGCAGGUGUGUGUACGGGGCCUGCACACCGCCACGAGGGACACACAGGGCUGCUGUCACACUCAGACUGGACGUGGCGUGCCUGGCGAGGAUGUGUGAUGAAGGGCUCUGAGAGAUUAUUGGUACACCUCAGCAGUAGUAAGAUAUGAUGGAUAGUGCCGCAGAACUGGAAGACAUGGCAGCUGCUGUAUAUGACAUUCUACGCACACUGAGGGACCCAGAGAAGGAUGCCACACUUGAAGACUUGGAGGUUAUUCAGGAGGACAGGAUAAAGGUUGAGAGGUUUAACAAUGACAAGUUUCUUGUGAAGGUGGAGUUUGUGCCUACUGUUCCCCACUGCUCCCUGGCUACACUCAUUGGCUUGUGCAUCCGACAGAAGCUACAGCGGUGUUUUCCUUACCCCUGUAAAGUGAAUAUCAGUAUCGCACAAGGUACUCACAACAUAGUGGAGGAUGUGAACAAGCAGAUAAAUGACAAGGAACGGGUUGCUGCUGCACUCGAGAAUCCCAACCUUUCCCAGGUAGUAGAGAAAUGCUUGGAGGAGAGAGACUUCUAAAAUAAAGCCUGAGUAGACAAUCUGUGCUGCUCCCAACCUAGUGAUGAU
Molecule: messenger RNA, 682 nt
Organism: Eriocheir sinensis (Chinese mitten crab)
Lineage: Eukaryota; Metazoa; Arthropoda; Malacostraca; Decapoda; Varunidae
Gene: galla-1
Product: cytosolic iron-sulfur assembly component 2A-like
Exons: 5
Coding region: 224-634 (136 amino acids)
Source: RefSeq, a predicted model, not a curated record